GGGGCGCGGCCGGGCGGGCGGAACGGGCCGGGGGAGCGGGCGCAGCCAUGUCCUUCUGCUCCUUCCUGGGGGGAGAGGUGUUCAAGGACCACUUCCAGCCGGGCAUCUACGUGUGUGCCAAGUGUGGCCAUGAGCUGUUCUCCAGCCGGGCCAAGUACGAGCACUCCUCGCCCUGGCCGGCCUUCACCGAGACCCUGCGCGGGGACAGCGUGGCCAAGCGGGAGGAGCGCCCGGGGGCUCUCAAGGUCACUUGUGGCAAGUGCGGCAACGGGCUGGGCCACGAAUUCCUCAACGAUGGGCCCAAGCGGGGCCAGUCCCGCUUCUGAAUAUUCAGCAGCUCGCUGAAGUUCGUCCCGAAAGGUAAAGCUGACAACGACCUGAAGGAGAAGUAAGCGAGCUGCUCCCCCUGGCACUCUGUCCUGGGCUGAUCCUGCCUUCACACCAUCCCAGCAAGGGGCACUGUGGCAAGAGGAACCCUAAGGAAGCUCCUGGUUUCCCUGACUCAGUUCCCCGCUGGUUGUCACGGUUCACCCCUCAUUUCCCUGUCACGGUUUCCCCCUGGUCUCCCUGGUCUGGUUCCCUCCUGGUUUUCCUGGUCUGGUUCCCUCCUGGUUUUCCUG
Messenger RNA from Neopelma chrysocephalum (saffron-crested tyrant-manakin), 620 nucleotides. It is a transcript of the gene MSRB1, whose product is annotated as methionine sulfoxide reductase B1. Gene Ontology annotation, molecular function: peptide-methionine (R)-S-oxide reductase activity. The transcript has 4 exons. The record is from RefSeq and is a predicted model, not a curated record. Lineage: Eukaryota; Metazoa; Chordata; Aves; Passeriformes; Pipridae.